UAUUUGUAUUUUGUGUAUUUAAUAAAAAUCUGAAAGAAAACUUGAAUUAAAAAUUGCGGAUUUUUUCAGAUAAAAUGUCGGAUUGUCAGACCCCAGAGGAGCUGGAGGAACUCAGAAGUGUACUGCAAGAACGAAUAUCUCUUGGAGAAAAACUGUUAAAUGAUUUGGCGCAGCCCAGCUUCAGAAAAGUUGUAGGAAUUGCUAAGCUGGAGAAAAAGGUGAAGCAGGAAAUGAAAUUCCUUCAAAAGUUUCAAAUUAAGGAUAGUUUACCUGAGUUAAAGAAAGAGCAUAUACAGUGCAGUAACCUAGUUCAUCUUCAUUCUAUUAUUCAUCAACUGUUCAGAGUUAAAACCCCUGUUUCAGUUCUUCAACCCUUCAACCUGUAUGACGAAGAUGGACGUGUUGUAAAGAAGGUGAACGUGGAUAUUGUCUGCGAAGGAGGGUUCACUUGGCUCAAGGUUAUUGCUAGGAAUCCUAAAGCUCUGGAGCUAAAUUCUCAGGGAAGUAGUCAGUAUGGACAAAGAAGCAUUCUAGAUCAGGUCCGAGAAUUUGUACUCUGCAGUAAACAAAACCAGAAAAUGUUCAGAAAUCCACAGGUUGUGUUUGCGUUUGCUAAUGGGGUCACACAGUCUCUUGCGGACACUGUUAAAAAGAAGGGUGCCACGGUGUUUGGCGAGAUCCUGAAAUCUGAGGAUGAUCUUCUCCAAGAAGACUCUUCGUCCGGUUCAGAAGAUGAUGAUGAUGAUGAUAAGGAUGAUGAAGUUGAUGAGAUAAGGGUUGAUGAAAUCAAUAUCUGUGAUAAUCUUCAAGACACCCAGGAGAAGAUAGAUGAUACAAAGAUAAACCUUGAUAUAACUGCUAUGAUUGCCUACGUGUCCUCACUAACCAACGGAAAUUCAAACUUUGUUUUUGAGGAGCCAAUACUUGCCCAGCAAGCUGAGUGGGAGAGAAUUCGACCUGUUAAACCAUUUCUUGAUAAAGUUUUCUGUGAUCAUACUCUAGUCUGUUGUGAAUCAGCUCUCAAGGAUUUCCAAACAAUUAUCAACACUUUAGGUGGAACUAGUGAGAGAACACGAGCAGAGGAAUUAAUUUCUAGAAUUCAUGUUGUCCCGGAUCAAGAGUCUGAAAAGAUUAAGAACCUCCAUAUAUCUGGUAAAAUCAAGGAUAGAUCUAGAGCUAUAUUUGGGACUGGGGACAAUCUCAAGAUUCUAACAGUUACAGCUAAUUCAGGGUUUGUAAGAGCUGCAGGAGGACAAGGAUUGAACCUGGCUGUAAUUAUUCAUGAGUCUAGAGCACUAACUGAGGGAAAACAAAUUAGAGCUUUAAAUCUGAAGGAAAUUGAAGAAUUGAAUAUUACGUCACAGCAUACUCAGGAAACCGUUGAUAGUUCAUGAUACUUUGUUACUAGUAAGAUCAUGAUAACCUGCAUAGUUCAUGAACCCUUACAUAGUUCUUGAUACCCUGCAUAGUUUAUGAUACAUUGUAUAGUUCUUGAUACCUUGCAUAGUACAUGAUACCUUGCAUAGUUCUUGAUACCUUGCAUAGUUCUUGAUACUCUGCAUAAUUUAUGAUACCUUGCAUGUAAAAGCAUAAUUUUUAUAUUCCUUUUUGAAACUUUUAAAGCAAAAUUUUGUGCUAUUAGAUAAUAAUCUUAGUCCGUUGUUUAUUUUAUUUACAAUCUAUAUAAUAAAACAAGACAUUCG
Messenger RNA from Eurytemora carolleeae, 1703 nucleotides. Its product is annotated as UPF0415 protein C7orf25 homolog. Bases 75 to 1394 code for a protein of 439 amino acids. NCBI's taxonomy places the organism in Eukaryota, Metazoa, Arthropoda, Copepoda, Calanoida, Temoridae. The transcript is spliced from 18 exons. The record is from RefSeq and is a predicted model, not a curated record.